Molecule: messenger RNA, 624 nt
Organism: Eimeria necatrix
Lineage: Eukaryota; Apicomplexa; Conoidasida; Eucoccidiorida; Eimeriidae
Product: supt5h protein, putative
Exons: 5
Coding region: 1-624 (207 amino acids)
Source: RefSeq, a predicted model, not a curated record
AUGUUCGAUCUGUGGAUCGAGAUGAUGGUUUUACUCCAAACCAAAUCUGAAGUCGUCAAGAUCCCCAAAAGCGACGUCCAGGUCCUGGAAACCGGCAGAGACUACGCCCGGGCCGGAAUUCUGGGGAGGCUGACAGCGCCAGGGCUUCCCGAGGAACCCCAGGAGCAGCUCCGAGGGUCUUUGAGCGACUUGUCGGUGUCCUUAGGAAGCAGCUCCAUGUCCAUCUCUGGGGCCUACAGCAGCAGAGAUAGGGGUUUAGGGUCUGUGGCUUCUGCUGCAGGAGGCAGCAGCAGCAGCAGCAGCAGCAUGAGGCUUUCGAGUGCAGCAGCAGCAACAGCAGCAGCAGCAGCAGACCGACACGAGCUGCCGCCCUGGUGCCUCAAAGGCGUUCUUGUGAGGGUCAUUCGAGGCCCUCACUACCCUAAACAGGUAAACAGCAGCAGCAGCAGCAGCAGCAGCAGCAGCAGCAGCAAAAGCGCCAGCAGCAGCGGCAACAGCAGCAGCAGCAGCAGCAGCAGCAGCAGCAGCAGCAGCAGCAGGCCCCUGCUGCUGCGGCCGAUCUGCCGUUGGUUCGCUGUGUGGGCGUGUUGGUAUCAACGGACAGCCAGCGGGCUCGAGCUGUGA